Molecule: messenger RNA, 1614 nt
Organism: Amphimedon queenslandica
Lineage: Eukaryota; Metazoa; Porifera; Demospongiae; Haplosclerida; Niphatidae
Product: verrucotoxin subunit beta-like
Exons: 2
Coding region: 1-1614 (537 amino acids)
Source: RefSeq, a predicted model, not a curated record
AUGACUGAGCCUAUUAAGGCCACGCUCGAACUGCCAUGUCUUGGUCGUCCAUUUCAACUCGGUAUGCUGUAUGAUUGUCGCACUGACAGCCUUAUCCCGGGGAUAACGCUAUGGGAUAACUCGGUAGUCAAAGCAGCUCUUAGCGAGGAAUUUCAACCCAACAGCUCUUUCGAAGUUAAAGCAGAAGACAGUGUCGCUAGCAAAAUGUCUCACCUUGGAGUUGAAGCUGGUCUGUCCUUAAGCGUGUUGUGUGGAUUAGUGCCAGUUUCAUCAGGAUCUGCGAAAUAUAUUCACGACAAAAAGUUUUCCAACAAUCAUUGUCGUGUAACUCUUAAGUUCAGCUACAGCUCUAAGUUUCAACAGUUGACAAUGGAACAGUUAGCAACAUCAAAAAUACAGCAUCCUGAAGUAUUUGAGAAGCAAACGGCCACUCACGUAGUAACAGGAAUUACAUAUGGAGCAGAAGCAUUCUUUAUAUUCGAUAGAGAGGUGGCCACUAAUGAGAAUCAUUGCAAUAUACAGGGGAAAAUGGAAAUUUUAGUUGAAACAAUUCCAAAAAUUAGCAAAGUCAAAGGGGGUGUGGCAUUAAAUAUUGGCGAUCAAGACAAAAAGGAGACAGAAAAGUUUAAUUGCAAGUUUUAUGGUGACCUAAUAUUGUCAAGCAAUCCCUCAAGUUUUGAAGAUUCUGUGAAAGUUUGCAAUGAGCUUCCAUCACACUUCCUUGGAAAGGAAGGAAGCACAGUUCCUAAGAAGGUCUGGCUAUAUCCAUUAAGUAGCCUUGACAGCAAUGCAGCUCGUAUGGUUAGAGAAAUCAGUACAAGCCUCGUCACACAAGUACAACAAGCAAUUGAUGCUCUCAAUCACAUUGAAAUCAGAAGUAAUGAUCUUAUCAACACUGAAAUUGACGAUUGCUUUGACACAUUGAAAGAUCAAGUAAUAUACUUUCAAAAAAUGAUCAAAGAGCAUAAGACAGACUUCAUGAAGCAACUCUCAGAGGUACUACCAACCAUUAGAGGAGGAGGAGCAGAAGAGCAACAACUAGCAGAUCUAUUGAGAGAAAUACACAAAUCACCUUUCAACACAAGCUCUCUGGAUAAAUGGAUCAAAAUAAAAGAAGAAGAAAUCAAAACACUUACUCAAUUUUUGAAUAAUUUGAAAGCAAUAGAAGGAGUAAAACUUUUUUUUGGUGCUGGUGAUUUUGAAUCUGCACUUAGUGAUGUUGAUCACGAUGAUAUCCUUAGCUUUGAAUUCAAAGCCUUGAAAAAAGAUGAUCCUUUUCUCCAGAGCAUGCAUUCAUUUUUACGCAACAGAGAAAUUAGUCAAGGGCCACAGAUUUCUUCUGUACCAUGGCUCAAAGCAGAAUCCAUGCAUCAAGAUCUUUGUCAUAAAAUUAAGCAAUUCUCCUUAUUCUGUGAGGCUAAUGCUGGAAGCGAGGAAGUAUCAUUCAUUGUCACAGACAGCAGUGAAGAUGAUGUCACAGAUAAAGGAGCAGUCAUAAUGCAUUAUGAGAAUGGAACACCAGUUGGUGAGUUUGAUCCCCCUGGUCGACCAGGUAAACCAAAAGCCACUAGUGUAGAGCAUGAUAGCAUAAAACUGGAGUGGAAAGCACCCUAG